This is a messenger RNA of Quercus robur (English oak), 4562 nucleotides long. RefSeq names its product pentatricopeptide repeat-containing protein At1g79490, mitochondrial-like. The transcript is spliced from 5 exons. The record is from RefSeq and is a predicted model, not a curated record. Gene Ontology annotation, molecular function: protein binding. Bases 118 to 2622 code for a protein of 834 amino acids. Lineage: Eukaryota; Viridiplantae; Streptophyta; Magnoliopsida; Fagales; Fagaceae.
CGACCGGCCCAUCAAUGCAAAGGGUUUUAGCCGGGUAAGCAUUUCCAAUACCCAAAAACCCUGAAAUUUUUUCUUCUUUACAUUUCUAAAUUUCUCUGCUUUCUUACGAAAAUUUCAAUGAUUAAUUGUAGGAAAUUGAACCCUAGAACUCUCAAUUCACUCACCAGAAACUCUAGUUCUAGUUAUACCUCUUCAUUUCACUCUUUCAAUUCAAAAACCCCUAAUUUGUACACAAUUGAACUGUAUUCAUGUUGCAAAAGCUUCAGUUUUUUGAGCUCUAUAAUGGGUCUCAAUUCAAUUUCCCAAAGGCUUUCUCUACCAAAAGACCCUAAUUUUGUCAGCCCUAGUUUUAGUAGAAAUUACUGCUCUGUGAAGAACAGUGAUGGUGGGAAUGGUGAGUGGACUGAGGAGAUAGAAUAUUUGGAUGAAUCAGGGAGUGUUAUUUACAGUGGGAAAGGUGUGAGGUCAGUUGAGCCUGGUGUUGAUGACCAUGUGAUGGUGGGUGGGAUAAAGAAGCCGUUUUUGAAUGCUUCUGCUGUUGCUAAGAUUGUUGAGGUUGUGAAGAGGUGGAAAUGGGGACCUGAGUUGGAGACCCAGUUGGAUAAACUACAAUUUUUACCAACUAUGACUCACAUUACUCAAGCCUUGAAGGUUGUUAAGGAUAGUGAUGCUUGUUUGAGUUUGUUUAGAUGGGCUAGGAGGCAGCCAUGGUAUUUGCCAAAUGAUGAGUGUUAUGCGAUGCUGUUUGAUGGGUUAAACCAAAAUAGAGAUUUUGAUGGAAUCCAAUUGUUGUUUGAUGAAAUGGUUGGUGAUUCUAGUAAUAAUGGGAUUUCAUCAUUUACUGCGUAUAAUCGGGUUAUUCAGUAUUUGGCUAAAGCUGAGAAAUUGGAGGUGUCAUUUUGUUGUUUUAAGAAGGUUCAGGAUUCAGGUUGUAAAAUUGAUGUCCAAACAUAUAACUCUCUUAUUACAUUGUUUUUGAAUAAGGGUUUGCCUUAUAAGGCAUUUGAGAUAUAUGGAAGCAUGGAAGCAGCAGGGUGUUUGUUGGAUGGGUCAACUUAUGAGUUGAUGAUACCAAGUCUGGCGAAAUCAGGCCGUCUUGAUGCCGCUUUCAAGCUCUUCCAGGAGAUGAAAGAGAGGAAUUUUCGGCCUGGCUUCAGUGUCUUCUCAUCACUUGUUGAUUCAAUGGGCAAAGCUGGGAGAUUGGACACCUCAAUGAAGGUGUACAUGGAAAUGCAGGGUUAUGGGCUCCGAUCAUCUGCUACUAUGUAUUCUUCUUUGAUUGAGUCAUAUGUGAAGGCCGGGAAGUUAGAUGCUGCUCUUAGGCUCUGGGAUGAGAUGAAGAAAGCAGGGUUCAGGCCUAACUUUGGGCUGUACACAUUGAUUGUUGAGUCUCACGCAAAAUCAGGGAAGCUUGAUAUUGCUAUGUCUGCCUUUAAAGAUAUGGAGAAGGCUGGAUUUUUACCAACCCCAUCUACAUAUUCUUGUCUCUUGGAAAUGCAUGCAGCCACUGGACAAGUAGAUUCUGCCAUGAAGCUCUAUAACUCGAUGACGAAUGCAGGUCUGAGACCAGGUUUAAGUACUUAUACUGCCCUUUUGACGCUUUUGGCUAACAAGAAGCUUGUGGAUGUGGCUGCCAAAAUUUUACUUGAAAUGAAGGCCAUGGGGUAUUCUGUUGAUGUGAGUGCUAGUGAUGUUUUGAUGGUGUAUAUCAAGGAUGGUUCUGUUGAUCUUGCUCUGAGAUGGUUACGCUUCAUGGGUUCAUCAGGUAUUAGAACAAAUAAUUUUAUAAUCAGACAAUUGUUUGAGUCAUGUAUGAAGAAUGGUUUGUAUGAGUCAGCCAAACCUCUCCUUGAAACAUAUGUGAGCUCUGCUGCAAAAGUUGAUCUCAUACUAUACACAUCAAUUUUAGCGCAUCUUGUGAGAUGCCAGGAAGAGGAGAAUGAGAAGCAUUUGAUGUCUAUUCUUAGUGCUACCAAACAUAGGGCACACUCUUUCAUGUGUGGACUCUUCACAGGCCCAGAGCAGAGGAAACAACCGGUUUUAUCUUUUGUGAGGGAAUUCUUUCAGAGCAUCGAUUAUGAGUUGGAAGAGGGGGCUGCAAGGUACUUUGUCAAUGUUCUUCUCAACUAUCUUGUUCUUAUGGGGCAGAUAAACCGAGCUCGAUGUGUUUGGAAGGUUGCCUAUGAGAAUAAGCUUUUCCCAAAGGCAAUAGUCUUCGAUCAACAUAUUGCUUGGUCCCUUGAUGUUAGAAACUUGUCAGUGGGAGCUGCUCUUAUAGCAGUUGCACACACCCUCCAUAGAUUCAGAAAACGCAUGUUGUAUUACGGUGCUGUCCCAAGACGCAUUAAAUUGGUUACUGGACCUACCUUGAAGAUUGUGGUCGCACAGAUGUUGAGUUCAGUAGAAUCUCCUUUUGAGGUCAGUAAGGUGGUUCUAAGAGCCCCUGGAGAUUCUGUCAUGGAGUGGUUUAAGAAACCAAUUGUUCAACAAUUUCUUCUAAAUGAGAUUCCAUCAAGGUCUGAUAUCCUCCUGCACAAGCUGAACACACUUUUUCCCAGUUCAGCACCUGAAAUUAGAUCUCUGUCUCCUCCCAAGCCUCUAAUUGCAAGGAGAGCAAUGUAAACAUAUCUGAUAUCAGUUAUAGGCCUUGUAUUUGUGAAAUAAAACUGUCAAGGCAGGCUGGGAAAUUGUGACAACUGCAGGUCAAAACUCUCCCCCAGCCCCAAUUAAAUUUUUGAAAGAGGGGAAUACAAAUGAAAUCUGCUUCUCCUGGAUGCCUUACCUCAUAAGGUGGCAUUUGACUCAUUGUGCCUCAGCUGCUUUAUAUCAAGAUGCAUAUCUUUCUGUUUGUUGCUUGGCCCAUGACACUAAAUUGGCCUGCCCCACAACUUCCAAAGUCUGUGUUCUUUUUCUUCUGUUACUCUGUUCAAGAGUGAAGUUGACAACUUUUUCUCUGCACUCAAGACUGCCAAAGGCUUGUUCUUUAUUGAGUCAAAUAUAGCUGCAGCUACUGACGAUAAGCAAGUUACUCCUAUUGGAUUUGACAAUAUUUCCUGAUAUGAUUGAGUAUGCCAAAAAUUUGGAUUUGAAUAUCCCUGUAGGGGCAACAAAUUUAGAUGCUUUGUUCCACAAGAGAGAGUUGGAGCUUAAAAGGUACAGUAGGAAUUCAGUUUUGGUUUAUGUUCAGCUUUAUUUUUAGUGAAUUUAAUUUUUUGUUCUUGCGUUUGAGUAAUGUCCCUGAGAAGAAUGGACAUGACAAAGAUUAUCCAAUCUCAUACUUGGGAUGUAAAGCUAGCCCAGUCAACUGAGUACUAAGCUCAUCAAGCUGAGCUACCUUUGCUGAAAUUUGAUUGGCUUGGGAUGUGAAGCUAGUGUGGUUAAGCCUCCCAUUUAGCUUGGUUGGUUUGUUAGAAUAAUCAAAUGGUAGUUUGAAUCAGGUGUGGAAAAAAUUUAUUUCCUCUAAUUAUAAAAAAUUGUUCAUAGAUAAAAUAUGCUCUUCUUAAAGGCUCUGGAAUAAUAGUAAAACUAGAAUGGAACGUUUUAGUUAUGAAUGAUGCCCCUAAAUUCAUCUAACAAAACCAUCUCUAUUCCAUGUCUAAUUUUAGUGGUUAUGGAAGCAACUUGGAAAGAGAGUUCCUACUUAGCGUAAGUUUCGGACAGACUAGGGAAGUCACAGGACUGGGAAAUGUUCUUGAAAUGGUCACUGUUUAAUUUGUCAUUCACAACAGCAGCUGCUUUUACUCACCUUAAAAAUUCUGGUUGUCUUAGUUACCUUCCAGGCACUCAAUAAGUUUGGAAAUGCAGGUUCCUCCCUCCACACUUGUCUAUAGUUUGCUAUGUAUAUUUAGUUACAUUUUCUAUUUCUCUGAAAUAUAUAUAUAUAUAUAUAUAUAUAUAUUUAUAUAUAUAUAUUACCUGUAUGUUUCAUCCAAUACAUUUUUGACCUCCUUCCAGAAAUGCAGAUCAAUUCACAACCUUUCAAGACUGUCAACCAUACAAAGACAAAUAUACAGGAUUUGAUAAGUCUUACAAAUAGCUUUUUCAGUUUAAUGGUACCUUUUCUCCUCUUAAAGAUGGAGGCCUACAGUUUGACUUAUUAUGGAUCGGAUUUAUAAGGGUUAUUUUGGUAACAGGGAGGGAAGGGAAAGCAGGAGAAGAAGAUGGGGGGAAUUCUGCUUUUGUCUGGACUCUGUAGAAACCGUGAGGGUGAAAGAAUCAUGAAAACAUUGUACAUCUGGGAAACAAAUGAAAAGAAUAAAAAUUUUUUAUUUUUUUUAGCUACCGUGGAAGCACAAUUAACUGCUAAGAACAUAGCUCUCAUAAGAGUGGUGGUUCUUCUUACAGGCAGAGAGGAGGAAGCUAUGUGCCUAUACCAAAAGAAAUCAAACUGGCAGUUGCAAGCCAAUUUAGAAGACAUUUGCAAGAUCAAAAGCAAUCUUGGGUCUGUGAUGUAGCUUGGAACUUGAGUUUCUUGCAGCUGUAGCUUAAAAUACCUUUGUACCUCUAAAGUCUAAACCUGGUACUAUACCAAGCCUGUUGAUGUUUUAUUCUUUUUGCCUCAA